This is a messenger RNA of Fraxinus pennsylvanica, 2403 nucleotides long. NCBI's taxonomy places the organism in Eukaryota, Viridiplantae, Streptophyta, Magnoliopsida, Lamiales, Oleaceae. The record is from the annotation of a GenBank genome assembly.
AUGCCCGAUACGGAGUCGUGUUGUGAGAACUCACGUCGUUUUGGAGAUCUGAGAGGGGUUCAAUGGCGUAUAGAUUUGGGGAUUUUACCUUCUUCUCCUUCUGCAUCUAUCGAUGAUCUUCGCUGUGUCACUGCCAAUUUUCGUAGAAGAUAUGCUGCUUUGAGGAGGCAGCUUCUAGUUGAUCCACAAAUUUCGAAGGAUAGAAGUAAUUCUCCUGAUCUGGUCUUGGACAACCCGCUGUCACAAAACCCAGAUAGCAUGUGGGGUCGCUUCUUCAGGAAAGCUGAACUGGAGAGAAUGGUUGACCAAGAUUUGACGCGUCUAUAUCCUGAACGAGGUAGCUAUUUCCAGACAGCUAGAUGCCUAGGCAUGUUAAGACGAAUUUUAUUACUUUGGUGCAUUAGACAUCAACAGUAUGGAUACAGACAAGGGAUGCACGAGCUAUUGGCACCAUUGUUGUAUGUUCUUAAUGUUGAUAUGGAGCGUCUUUCAGAAGUGAGGAAAGCUUAUGAAGAUCACUUCACUGAAAAUUUUGAUGGCUUCUCUUUUCAUGAAAAUGACUUGACAUAUAAGUUUGAUUUUAGGAAAUUCUCAGAAUAUUCACAAGACGGUACUGGAAAAGAAAAAGGUUCUGUGAAGGCUAGCAGUCUUAGUGAACUUGGUUCCAUGACGCAAACCAUUGCUUUGCUAAGUGAUGCCUAUGGGGCAGAAGGAGAACUUGGCAUUGUUGUAUCUGAGAAGUUUAUGGAACAUGAUGCUUAUUCUAUGUUUGAUGCUUUGAUGAGUGGGGCUGGUGGAGCUGUUGCCAUGGCUGAUUUUUUCUCUACUCCGUUCGGGAGUCCCCAUAACGUGUUCCCUCCUGUAAUUGAAGCUUCUUCCGCACUCUAUCAUUUGCUUUCCGUUGUUGAUUUGCCUCUUCAUAAUCAUCUUGUUGAACUAGGAGUUGAGCCCCAGUAUUUUGCACUUCGCUGGUUAAGGGUCCUAUUUGGUCGUGAAUUUUCACUUGAAGAUCUUUUGAUGAUCUGGGAUGAAAUUUUCUCUCGUGAAAAUACCAAGUUUAAGAAACCAGCUGAUAAUGAUGCAGAGUCUGACUUUAGAGUCCUCGAUUCGCCUAGGGGUGCAUUCAUUUCCGCUAUUGCAGUUUCAAUGAUACUUCAUUUACGGUCUUCUUUGCUUGCAUCAGAGAAUGCUACCACCUGUCUUCAGAGAUUGUUGAAUUUUCCGGACGAUUUAAAUAUUGCUAAGCUGACAGAAAAGGCAAAAUCUUUGCAGAUUCUGGCAAUAGAUGCUAAUAAUUCAACUUCCCUGCCAUAUCAUCAAGGGUUGCAUGACGAGAGUAAAUUAGGGAUUACUAAGGCUCAUAGCCUUUCUUUAGAUUCAACUUCUCCUAGAACUCCACUGAAUAUAGUUCCCGAGAGCUACUGGGAAGAGAAGUGGAGAGUUUUUCACAAGGAAGAAGAAAACAAGCAAAAUGAUGUCAAAAAACAAGUUCCAAACCGCAGAAAGGGUUGGUCGGAGAAAGUAAGAUUGCGCCUGUCUAGAACUGAAUCUGACCCAUCCCCAUCUAAGGUUUAUGAAAGAAAAAAAGUCCCCAAGCCAUCUGUUAGGAGAAAUUUGCUAGAAGAUCUCGUACGGCAGCUUGGAUUGGAUGAAGAUGCAGAUAUAAUACAGUGCGAUGAAGAUAAUGACCAUGAGGAUCCAGUUGAGGUCAAUAGACAAGAUGUCACCCACGAGAGUGAAAGUGCUGAGAGCGAAGAGAACUCUUUCAAUUUAUCAGAUUCACCAAGUCCAAUUCAUGGAAUUAAUGAUCACGAGAACGAAUCAGUAAGUAGCAGCGUUGGUUCAAACAUAUGCAUUGAUGAAAAUGACGCUGAAUCUAGUAAUGCUGAGUCGCACAGGACUAACCCAGAAUGCUCCCCUCUUCCUGUCUCAAAUUCCCCGGAUGUUAUUGCUCUAAAAUGUGGACAAAAUGAUGGUUCUGUUAGAAAAUCAGCAACUGACAUGAAGGAACGAAAACUUCUAUCUGGUACACUUCAAUGGUUAUGGAAGUUCGGGCGGAAUAAGAGUGAGGAAACAUCUGAGGGAGCUGCUGCUUCUGAAGACGAAAAAGCUUUGAAGGGUCGAAGUGGUCAGAACAAUGUAGUUGACUCUGGGUGUGAUAGCUCUUCUGGAAUCACCAGUGAAGAAACAGUAGAUCGUAAUUUGAUGGUUAGCUUUAGGAAUCUUGGACAAACCAUGCUUGAGAACAUCCAGGUGAUCGAGUCUGUUUUCCAGCAGGAUCCUGGUCAAGUGGGGCCCUUGGAGAACAUGUUGGAAAAUAGUCUCAUUGGCAAAGGACAAGUUACAGCCAUGACAGCUCUCAAAGAGCUUAGAAAUAUCAGCAAUCUUCUAUCGGAGAUGUGA